Molecule: messenger RNA, 1436 nt
Organism: Papaver somniferum (opium poppy)
Lineage: Eukaryota; Viridiplantae; Streptophyta; Magnoliopsida; Ranunculales; Papaveraceae
Exons: 3
Coding region: 26-1315 (429 amino acids)
Source: RefSeq, a predicted model, not a curated record
ACCUCCCGCGUCUGUUCCAAUUCCAAUGGAACCCAAGAAAUUACGACGUGAAGAAAAUCCAGUCCGUUUGUGUUCUACUUAUGCAAACCCUAGGAGGUCUGAAACUAGCAAGUCUAAUUAUCGGCGUAGAGAUUCAAGAGAUGAGGGUGUCCGGCAUAGGUCUCAUCCUUUAGACUUGGGCAAAUUUCCUUCCUGGGAUUUCCCUGUUACUGUUGGCGGCAAAAAAAUUCGUUAUGUUGAUAUCCAUAGUCCGGAUGAUAAGCACGUUAUUGGUCUACCCCUUGGAUUGGAUGUUCCUAAAGUGAUUGCUGACAACUACAAAGGCUUGUUGCGUAUGGUGAGUGGCAUGAGAAAUAUCAUUACUGACACAAUUCAAGAAACAGCCCGAUACAAGAACGUUGCUGCUCUCCGUUCGGGCGAAGUGAACUACUACCGUCGAGAAUAUAGCAAAUUGUUGUCUGCGGUGGGUGGUGGUAAACUUGAAGAUGUGCUUUCAUCAGGACCCAAGACUGUGUCUGCCGCUACCCUACUGGCCCAGGAAUCCUAUACAAAAGAGAAUGAGAACGACAGACCCCUAGAUAUUGGGAAGGCCUCACAAGGCAAGGGUGUUGUGGACAUAAGAAAUCUGUCAUCAUCUCCUGAAGUGGAAACUACGUUAAUUGACUCACUUGAAUCGGGUGAAAUUACUGAUGAACCUAUGGAGGUUACAAGUAAGACGUCCUCGUCUGACUGCCUGACUCCUGACUCCACUGCGUUAACUGUUGAUACGAUGGAAGGGUUUGAAUUAUUGGUCAACUGCAAGCUCCCAGUAGAGUAUGCAAAUUUGUAUAAGCAGAUACAUGAAAAGUAUGGGCAUAUGGCGACUAAAAAAGUCGUCAAGUUCAAUGAUGAUAUCUUACUCACAUGCGUGACUAGCUUAUUGAAGAUCAUCUCGUCGAUGGAAACUGUGCGGGGUGUGGAGUUGAGUGAAGCAUUGCUGGAGACAUGGGAUGGACAUAUCAAAGAUGCAGAGGCCUUGCAGUUCAAUGUUAAAUGGCUUCGUGAAAGAUUUAAUCUACUUGAGAACCAUUGGAAAUCUUCAUUCGUGAUAGAUAAAGAUGUUGAAAGCCAUGUACAAGUAUUGGAUGCAAUGCAGGUUAAUUAUGUUGGCCUCUGGACAAGAAAAGACAAACUGGAUGUUGAAUUUUCCGACGUAAGGAUUCAGAUAAAGAAAGCUGAAGCGAUGAUUUCAUCUGAACGGGAAGCUAUUCAUGAUAAUCUAGCUCGGAAAUUCAUUUUUUACGAUGAACUUGUUCUAGGAAAAUUUCUAAGUUGAAAAAAUGUACUUCCUGGCUGGGUAUAAAAAAUUGUGUACAUCAAAUAUGCAUGGAAUGGUUUCAGUAAAAUGUAUGAAUAGUUUUUCUUUUUUGCUGUGUAAUUUGUUCCUUUCAUGGUAA